AUGUAUGCAGGACGCAAGAGGAGAAAACCAGUCCAGAGAGCGGUGAAGCAGGCACCGACUGAAGGGGCCAAGUCCAACCCGUCCAAACGGCAUCGAGACCGGUUGAACGGGGAGCUGGAGCGUUUGGCCAGCCUGCUGCCGUUCCCCGAGGAGGUCACCGCCAGUCUGGACAAACUCUCCAUCCUCCGCCUGAGUGUCAGCUACCUGCGGGCCAAGAACUUCUUCUCUGUCGCCCUGAAUGGAUCGACUCCAGCUGUUGUGAAAGAUGGCGACAGUAAAACAUCAUCAGUGGUGGAGACAAAGGUUCCUGAAGGGGAACUGUUGCUGCAGGCUCUCAACGGGUUUGUCAUGGUCCUCACUGCCGGUGGGACCAUCUUCUACUCCUCUCACACCAUCCAGGACUACUUGGGCUUCCACCAGACCGAUGUCAUGCACCAGAGUGUGUACGAGCUGGUCCACACGGAGGACCAGCAGGAGCUCAGGAGGAACCUGCACUGGGCUUUGAACCCUCCUGCUGCCGCCGCGCCUGCCAUCGCCGAGGACUCCCCCCAAGAGAUGGAACCGGACAGCAGCUCCUCUGUGGUCACCUACAACCCCGAGCAGCUUCCCCCGGAGAACUCGUCCUUCCUGGAGAGGAGCUUCAUGUGUCGCUUUCGCUGCCUCCUGGACAACUCCUCCGGCUUCCUGGCGUUGAACAUCCACGGCAGACUGAAGUUCCUGCACGCACAGAACCAGCGGCAGGAAAACGGAGGGAAGGCCCCGCCUCAGCUCGCCCUCUUCGCCAUCGCCACGCCUCUGCAGCCGCCGUCCAUCCUGGAGAUCAGGACCAAGAACAUGAUCUUCAGAACCAAACACAAGCUGGACUUCACGCCUCUGGCCUGUGAUGCAAAGGGGAAGAUAGUUCUCGGGUACACGGAGGCUGAACUGCGGGUACGAGGAUCUGGCUAUCAGUUCAUCCAUGCAGCGGAUAUGUUGUACUGCGCCGAGAACCAUGUCAGAAUGAUGAAGACUGGAGAGAGCGGCCUGACGGUGUUCAGGCUCCUCACCAAGGAGAACCGCUGGAAAUGGGUCCAGGCCAACGCCAGGCUGGUUUACAAGAACGGCAAACCGGACUACAUCAUCGCCACCCAGAGGCCUCUGCUGGAUGAAGAGGGAGGAGAACAUUUGCGUAAGCGCUCCAUGCAUCUACCCUUCACCCAUGCUACAGGUGAGGCCCUGCUCUACCAGUCCGCCCAUCCCAUAGCUGCCUUUAGAGACGGAAGCCUCGAGAAAAAUGGCACUAAGUCAAAGAAGAGCCGGACUGAGAGGCUGCUGCGGGAUGGCCUGGACCCUGGUUCUCUCCUCGGGGCCCUCAUGAGUCAGGACGAGUCGGUGUACGUUUGCCAACCGGCCCCGGAGCCCAAAAUGUCCUUCCAUAGCUUCUUUGGAGAACAAAUGGGCUUCUCCGACUUGGAACCCUCCAGCUUGCACAGGAGCUGGGACGAGCCGAGCAACGGAGUGCUGGGUCCAGGUCUCACAGAGUCGGGCAGCAGCUUCGACCCGCUGCUGGCCACACUGGACUCCCUAUCCCUGGAGGGCCAAGGGGUGGUGGAUUCGGAAGAGGCGGGUUGUUCGAACGGCGAUCUGUUCGGAGCUCUGGAAGGUCUGGGUCUGAGCGCCGAGGACCUGGAGCUGCUGCUGCUGGACGAGCGGAUGAUCCGGGUGGAGAUGGACCCGGAGCGCGUGCCCACCUUGGACGACCUGCUGACAAACGACGAGAUCCUCUCCUACAUCUACGACUCCAUAGAGGGGAAGACGGAGCCCAUGGAGCAACGAGGGCCGGCGCCUCUUGUCUCCGCCUCGGCGACGGCCACCGCCACCGCCACCGCCGUGUCACUACCUGAAAGCAACGCCUCUUCUGAUGCUAACGUGCACAUGCAGUUUCCUCACCAUAAGCCUCCCAUGGUGGGGCACGCUCCCAUCCUCCAGCUGUCCCAGCAGAUGCAGCAACACCUCAACAUGCGGCCGGAUAAAGUGGUGCACAGCUGGAACCAGCAGAGCACCGUAGUCAACGGAGAGCUGCUGGUGCAAAGUCAAUCAAUCACCAAUGGACAAUGGACGGCUCAGGACAUUCUAGUCGGUGCAGGGAUACAGAUGGAACACUAUAAAACCCAACAGACUGUCUUCAAUGGAAAGGCCUCGGAGCUGGAGCAGACGCACCAACGCUACCUUCAGCAGCAACCCAGGGUGCAGAACCACAUCUCACAGCGUUGCCAUGCCGACCAGAAGGCAUCCAACCUCAACGGACUGUGUGUGGCUGGAAAAUCCCAGUGGCAGGACUUUGGUUUCAGUCCGGGUUCGAGCGGAAACUCCUGCCUCGAGAACGGCCAAAAACCGGCGACAAACACCUCUCUAGAUUCCUGCAUGGAUUACAGCAUGCCGGGUAUGGACGAUGCGGAUUACACCAUCAGCGGAGGAGGUUUGUUUGGGAGGAACGGAACGCAACGAGGGGCCGAGUCCGCGGUCUCGUCCUUCCACGGGAUGAACCAUAAACUGCAGCAGGAUCAGAUCCCGGUUCCUUUAGCGCAGGUCAUCUCCAGCCUGUCGCAGUGCCCGCCUCCCAACGCCUCCCUGGAGCAGAUCCUAGGAGUGGGAAAGCCCUGCCGGCAGUUGGACCACUAUGGCAUGGUGGCCUCUGAGAUCCCCCAUGACCCCAGUCCCAAUAAGAUGGAGAACGGCCUCCUCCUGAACAGUUCUUACCCAGGAGGCUGUGCUCUGCCCAAUAGGAACGGAGCAGUGCCCCCUACUGUCCAGAUGCCCGUCGCAGAGACUCUGUCCAGCCUCCCCGACCCGCCGGCCACCGGCUUCUACCUCUGA
Molecule: messenger RNA, 2856 nt
Organism: Anoplopoma fimbria (sablefish)
Lineage: Eukaryota; Metazoa; Chordata; Actinopteri; Perciformes; Anoplopomatidae
Product: aryl hydrocarbon receptor-like
Exons: 11
Coding region: 1-2856 (951 amino acids)
Biological process (GO): regulation of transcription by RNA polymerase II
Cellular component (GO): nucleus; aryl hydrocarbon receptor complex
Molecular function (GO): protein dimerization activity; transcription cis-regulatory region binding; nuclear receptor activity
Source: RefSeq, a predicted model, not a curated record